Messenger RNA from Racocetra persica, 133 nucleotides. Lineage: Eukaryota; Fungi; Glomeromycota; Glomeromycetes; Diversisporales; Gigasporaceae. The record is from the annotation of a GenBank genome assembly.
AUGGAAAAUAAGGGACAGGAAAUUCACGGAAAUAAGAAACGGGCAAUUCUCAGAAAUAAGAAACGGGCAAUUCUCAGAAAUAAAGAACAGAAAAUUAUUAGUGAAAAUGUCAGUCCAUUUGAACUGAUCAUAC